UUGUAUGAUAUGUCGACUUAUCCUGCUUUCUCCAUUUUUGCCUUCCUCGGGCUAUGUCUCGUUAUGCUUCCUCUGCCGUGGCACAUGCAGGCAUGGAACUCAGGCACAUGUCUCUACAUGUUCUGGGUAGGGAUCGCUUGCCUCAACUUUUUCGUCAAUUCUGUUGUAUGGCAUGGUAAUGCAACGGACCUUGCUCCAGCCUGGUGUGAAAUAUCCAUCCGUAUCAUACUCGGCAGUGCCGUUGCCAUACCGGCCGCAUCUCUUUGUAUCAAUCGUCGACUUUAUAUCAUAGCUUCUGGCACUACCUCCAGCGUCACUACUGGUCUUCGCGAUAAACAAAAGGCUAUCUUAGUUGACAUGGUCAUUGGACUCGGUAUCCCAGUUGUCCAGAUCGUCUCUUCCUUUUUUGAAAUUUAUUCUCCUCAAGGGCAUCGCUAUGAUAUUUACGAGGACUUUGGCUGCUUCCCUGCCAUCUACAAUACUCCGGUCGCGUACGCUCUGGUUUCGGCUUGGCCAUUAGCCAUUGGUUCAGUCUCUGGGAUCUACUGCCUUUUGACUCUACGAACAUUCGUUCGUCGGCGGUCCGAGUUCAACCAAGUCUUGCGACGCCAUUCUUCCCUCACCUUCGACCGAUACUUCCGUCUCAUGGCCUUGGCCUCUGCCGAUCUCCUCAUCACCAUCCCUAUCAGUGCAUACGGCAUGUAUCUCACCAUCAUCAACGGUACCAUCCAGCCUUGGAUUAGCUGGGCCGACACACAUUUCGAUUAUCCCAGAGUCAACCUGUAUCCCUUGGUUCUUUGGCAAACCAACCAUAAGGGUGCCGUGUCCAUGGAGCUAACGAGAUGGAUGGUACCUGCGUGCGCGAUUGUCUUUUUCGGCUUCUUCGGUUUCGCGCAGGAAGCGAAGAGGGGAUACCGCAAGGCUUUGGAUCUCUGUAUCAAACAUGCUCCCUUCUUGCGUCGCUUGUAA
Molecule: messenger RNA, 969 nt
Organism: Stereum hirsutum FP-91666 SS1
Lineage: Eukaryota; Fungi; Basidiomycota; Agaricomycetes; Russulales; Stereaceae
Product: fungal pheromone STE3G-protein-coupled receptor
Exons: 5
Biological process (GO): G protein-coupled receptor signaling pathway
Cellular component (GO): membrane
Molecular function (GO): mating-type alpha-factor pheromone receptor activity
Source: RefSeq, a predicted model, not a curated record